UAGUGUGCUCCGGGCAGGGCGUGGGCACGGACGUGGUGCUCUCCUCAACACGCGCGCGCGCUGCCUCCGUACUCCGUACGUGUCACUGGGGAGGAAACCCAAACAACAGUUAUUGCCGUCUGGUGUUUACUGGGUGACCCAUGAAGUAGUGGCCUAAAACUAUGUGGUGAAAGAGAUUUUUCUGUGUGAGUGUCAGCGUGUGACCGUCUACGAGGAGUGUCAGCGCGCCACUGGCAGGGUGGACUGUGCUUUUGCGAAGUGCUGACUCCCAUCUCUGUCAGUGUUGGCACCAUGAGUGCCUGUGGGCAGGCCUGGGUGUGGAUGGCACUGCUGUCUCUUCUGCCCAUGACCACGUUACUCUACACUCCUGAAGACCGACUAGCACUCUUGACAGGCACUCUGAGGACCUUCCAGCGCCACGCCUGUGACGGCACCAGCCUCUCCCUCCAGUGCCCCGUCAACACCACCAUCGACAUCACCUUCGCCAGGUACGGCCGCCCACGCCAGGCUGAGGGAGACGAGAAGGGCGUGGGACACGACCCCUGUCCACCCACAGUACCACCCUCCCCACACCAGCAACAACUGACGACAGGAUGCGAGUACUCGCACGAAAUUAAUUACAAGACGCUGAAGCUGGUCAUCAUGAAGUGCCAACACAAGAAGAAGUGCCAGAUCGACGUAGUGCCGCACACCUUCAGCGAUAUCGACCCUUGUCCAGACAUACGAAAGUAUAUAGAAGUGGCAUACAAGUGUCGUCCAGAAACGUUCAUCAGCAAGAUAACAUGUGUGCCUGGAGAUCUGACUCUCACCUGUGAGAAGAACUCAAGACUGGCCAUAUACAGUGCAUUGUUUGGUAGACGACUCGAGGGAUCUUAUACGUGUCCCCAGCCGAGAGGAGUACCGGAGGAAGACUGCCAAGCAAGCUAUGCGAACGAGAUCGUUAUGAAACUGUGCCACGGUCAUCGGGAGUGCCACCUAGGAGCAGACCCAAAAAUGUUUGGCACACCUUGCUCACCUGACUCUUUGAUGUACCUGACAACUGCCUACACCUGCGUUCCGAAGAAAAUCCUGAAGACGACGUCCCAGGAAGAAGAUGAAGAAGCUGAAGAAGGGGACGAGGUUCAAGAGGAGGGUAGCCUGAUGAUCUCUGCGAUGCAGCCUCCUUCAUCUCAUCCAGCCUCUCCAGAUCCAUUUUACCCUGCAUCUCCACAGCACACACAGUCUCCUACCAUAUUUUAUAACCCUACUGUCACAACCAAAACUUCGAAUAAAAAAAGUGAGAAGGUCAACUCCCCAGACAAGGACUAUCCCCGGGAUAGUGUAGCUAAACCGGACCUCAUAAACUGUACCGUCACUAUCCUCUCUGGCUCCAGGGACCACAAGAUUGGAUUCUUAACCGAGUGGAUGCGGGCUAUUGCCUUUAUGAAACGAAAUUUAGAAAAGCUCAUCCUUUACCUAAUGGUUGGAUUGUGUGUGGGCCUGCUGUUGUUCCUGAUUGUAGUGGUGGGACGUUUGCUGCUUGAGCGGCACCAAGCCAAGAAGGAGGCCAAGAUGAUGCACGAUCCUCUCACCUCUGUCUUUGCAACGGGUACAGUCUUUUAUAUAGAUGAUAUAGAUGGAGAUUUAGAUAUGCAAGGCGCACUGGAAUCUUCUCUCGGAAGAUCACCCUCACCUCAGGAGCCUACUCAGGAUGUCGUUCGAUAUAACACUGCCAGGCCUGGAAUCAGGCGCCAGGACAGCGACACAAAUCCACGAAGCUUGAGCAGAAAUAAUAACAAUCAGUUAUUCUAUAGUUAGUUGUCCAUAAAGGGACUUUUAUAGAUUUAUAAACUGUAUAGCAUAGUUAUCUUUAAAGUUAUUUAUACCAGACAAUUGUAGACAUUGUACAUAUGCUAAUACAUUUUCUUUUGAAUGAAUAUUUUUAUUUCUUUGCUCAGUGUGUUAGUGUGUACUUAAUGUUACAUAAUUAUAUUCUGACAAUGUAAUGAAACCAAAAAUGUGUAAAGUAUUGCUUUGAUAUUUUAUAUGAACCCAGAUAUUAUGUAUUAGGGAAAUUUACAUACUGUAUAAUGUGCAUGUAUAUAUAUUCAUUGUUUGUACAGUAUGUAUAUUUGUGCAGUUUUUAUAUAUAUGAAGGCAUAUGUGUUGUGUAUGAAGAAUGUGAAGAAGCAUAGUGAAUGUCUGUGCCAAUUACACUGAGAAAGAUACAGAGGGUAAUAUGUUGAAACAAUAAUCAGGAUCUUCCUCUAGUUGUGCAAGAUUAAAUAAUAUUUGAUAAUUGAUCCAGUUUUUAAUGUGUCAGUCAUCUUGAAAAAUGAGUCACUUGUGCAACAUUUAAUAAUAAUAUAAUAUCGUAUUUCUACAAGUACAUGUACAAGGUAUACAAACCUAGCUGACAUCUAUGACAUACUACUCUAUAGAAAGCCGCUUGUAAUGUAGAGCAUUUCGGGCAUAUUAGGUCAGUUUCGUCCCAGGAUGUGACCCACACCAGUCGACUAAUGCCUAGGUACCUAUUUUAUACUGAUGGGUGAACAUGGACAGCAGGUGUCUUAUGGAAACAUGUCCUAAUGUUAUCCAGCCAUACCGGGGAUUCAAACUCCAGACCUCACUGUGUGAGAUGAGUGCUAGCAGUCGAGCUACGGGACACGUUUCCAGUAAUCAGUCUCUCCCCGAGUCGAUGUGUUCAAUCCAUCAUUCAUAAUAAAAGUAAUUUGAUUGAAAAUGAUGGACUGAACACAUCGACUCCAGGCUGAGGGACUGAUUACCUCAAACUUCUCAUUUUCCACCAUUCUUCUCUAUAUUGGACUGAAGAAGCCACUGGCUAGUGAAAAGUUACCAAAAUGAAGACUCCCAAAUGUUGCACAAGUGCCUCAUUUAUCAACUUAUCAAUUUUCUAAACCAUUUAUACAAAUCAUGUUGAGUUCAGUGUCUGUUAUAAUUUUUUUAAAUGUAAUAUUUUUCCUCCAAUAACAACAUAAAAAUGAAAUUAUGGUAUUAAAAUAUUUAACCCCUCAGAAUUUAACCCUCUAAUAAUAGUAGCGUGUUAUUGUAAAAAUAUUUCCAGAAUUCCUGUAAUACCACCUCAGUAUUAUUUUUUUCUGAUUAUUUCAUAGAACAGAAAUAUUAUUAUAUGUCUUAACAUGUUGUGCAAUUAUAUCAGUUUAUUUUACUCCAGGUUUAAUAUAUGUUUUUGUACUGUAUACCUUGAGUCACUGAGUUUAAUAUCAAUCUGUUGUUUUCAUGUUAUGAACUAUCAGUGUAGUAGUGAACUUUUUCUAGACAAAGGCUGAGUUUAUUUAAAUACUGUAGUCAUAUACACAUUAUUUAAAGCCAGAACAUUUUUUUUUAUUUAUUAAGCUAUGCCAUGAUACUAUAAAUUAAGAGAUGAUUCCCAGAAAAUGUGUUCAUUGCAUCAGGAAGAUUUUGACCGUAAAUGGCAGCCUGACAUGUUGGUCAUAUUCAUACAGGGGGAGUGCUAAGACCAUAGGGGUCAUACAGUGCCUAGGGAAAUGGAAAUUUCUUUUUUUUUUUUUUGUUUUUUUUGUUUUUUUUUGUACACCAGCUGUCUCCCACUGAAGCAGGGUGACCUCAAAAGAAGAAACACUUUCAUAAUUUUUUUUUUUCAGUGUGCCAGCCAUCUCUCACUAGGGCAGGAUGAUUUAAAAAGAAAAACAAAGGCAUUUAUUUUUACAUUUACUACUUUAUACAGGAGAAGGGGUUACUAGCCCCUUGCUCCUGGAAUUUUAGUCACCUCUUAAGACAUGCAUGGCUUGUGGAGGAGGGAUUCUUCUGGAAAUGGAAUAUGUUGAAGUUUAGUCCAAGAAUAGGAGCACUGACUCAAUUUCCUGAAUCAUGAGCAUCUCACCACCAUCAGCAAACCUUCAUUGAGGGGAUGUUUACUGGCUUGGAAAAGCUGCGACUGAGUUAAUUGUUAUCAAAUGCUUUUUUAAUUUUUUGUUCUCUACAUAUACUUAUCAUCAAUCUCAACUUGGGUCAUUGUUAUGUAAUAAUUAACACCUAAUUAUUGUAACUACAUGAUAGUCAGUAAUUUGUCAUGAAAACAUGAUUAUUAAAUGAUGAUAUAAUAAUGCAUUAAAAAUGUACACAAAACAUUUUGUUGUUGACCCCCGGAACUCUCUCCAGGUAAACUCCAGUAACUGACCUCGUAUACUUUUAUGUACAAUAUUUUAAAUCUUGAAGACGUCACUGUUAUGGUAGCUCUGAAUAAGUCUAGAUAAUUUUAAAUAAUUUUGAACAUAUUUUCAAAGAAAUAUAAUAAUAUAGAGAUGUAUUAACUUGUCUGGAAUUAUAACUAAAUAUAAAUAUUUUGUUAUACAGUUGAUGUUUUGUACCUGGGUAAUGUAGGCACUAAUUAUGUCUUAUAUAAAAUGCAAAAGCAACAUAAAUAUAUUUAUUAACUUGUAACUCUUGGUCUGUAAUGCACAGUAUUGGCUUCUGCCUCUGCUUGUAUUCACAACACCUCCACUUAUACUUGCAACACCUCCACUUGUACUCACAACACCUCCACUUGUACUCACAACACCUCUGGUACUUGCAACACCUCCGCUUGUACUCACAACACCUCCACUUGUACUCACAACACCUCCACUUGUACUCACAACACCUCUGGUACUUGCAACACCUCCGCUUGUGCUCACAACACCUCGACUUGUACUCACAACACCUCGACUUGUACUUGCAACACCUCCACUUGUACUCUCAACACCUCCACUUGUACUCUCAACACCUUCAUCUCUUCCCUUAACACUUCCCCCUCUAUCCUAACACUUCUACUACCAAAUGAGAGAUUAGAACAAAAAAAGCAGAAUCAGACCCUGGAUAACUGGUGAAAUAUUAAACAGCAUCUUAUUCAUAAAUCAUUUACUGAAAAGGUUUAAUGCAAAAGGCAAGAUGUUGCAGCACUAGAUGAAUUACACAGGUAAAGAAAUAUGUAAAAUGGGCAAGGACAGGACACUGUAGUUGUAAAAUUAAAGCAUUUAGAAACAACCUGAGGCAACUUAGGCAAUAAUUAAAAGUACUCAGGUACAGCAAUAACAGUUUUAACAUAGUGCUAAAUACUGAUCAUAAGGUAUGCUAUGAAGUAUCUCCAGUAGGCAUCACAGAUAUACGUAUGCAUAAACUCAUCACACAAAUAAUGAGAAUGCUCAUCAUAACUAUAAAAUACUGAAAUCUGUAUGAAUUGCUCAUGUGACCUACUAUUUUGUAUGGCCUUUGAUGGUUUAGCGCUUAGUUUCGAUUAUAUUAUUAUUAUCCAUUUUCUAGGCAGGGUAGAAGAGUCGAUACCUUCCCACACCUGCUUAACCCUUAAACUGUCCAAGCAGAUCUACGUUCACAUGCGUAAUUCUCCAAAAGUAGAUCUACGUUUCUUUUACAUAUUUUCAAAUAUAACAAAAAAAAAAAAGUAGAUCAAAGUUUUUUUUUACACGUUUUCAAAUGUAAAAAAAAAAAAGAUCUACUUUUUUACAUACUUUCAAAUGUUGAAAAAACGUAGAUCUACGUUUAGACAGUUUAAGGGUUAAUGGCACUUAAGAUUUUGGGGAUAGACACAUACAUGACAUGAAACUCAUGACUGAUAAGGUUCUACAUCUUCUCUAUCAGAUUAAACCCUGCUGAGUUAAGAGGCUGGUCAUUAAUGAUCAAAAUUUCACAUACAAUUAGCCAAUCAUUUAAAUCUUUGGCAGUAUGGCAAGGACUCCCAGUGGAAAUAAGCCACUUUGUCUGACUUUAUGAUACCUACUGUAAAGUGGCAUCAAAUAAUUUCAACACAGACUCCUGUGAUUUUUAAAAUCUAUAAUAAUAUUGGCAUCACACCCAACAAAUUCCAAUUGUCAGGUGCAUCCUGAGUAUUUGUACAAAACAGACUGAACCCAUCCAAAAGCACCAACCUUGAUAGCUUUCCAGUAUUUUCAAAUUGAAAAUACCCAUAGCUUUCAUAAUACAUGUUUCCAUCACCUCCAAAAUUGUGCUAGAGAGGCUCUAAACAGCCAGUCACUCCUAAUUUCAGGGAAAACUAGAUCAAAUGUGAGUAACAAGUGGCCUCUUAAUGUGUACACUAUGUCUAAAACUCUACAGACCAGGCCACAAGGGUGUUGACUCCUGAAACCCUCUCCAGGUAUCUCCAGGUAUACAUAUAUUACUUAAUAAUUACAGUGGACCCCCGCAUACCGUACGCAUCACAUAACGUUCAAUCCGCAUACCACUCGCUUUUAUCGCAAAAAUUUUGCCUCGCAUACCGCUCAAAAACCCACUCACCGCUCUUCGUCCGAGACGCGUCCAAUGUGCGCCCUUAGCCAGCCUCACAUGUGCCGCCGGUGGCAUUGUUUACCAGCCAGCCUCCGCGGUAACAUCCAAGCAUACAAUCGGAACAUUUCGUAUUAUUACAGUGUUUUUGGUGAUUUUAUCUGCAAAAUAAGUGACCAUGGGCCCCAGGAAAGCUUCUAGUGCCAACCCUACAGCAAUAAGGGUGAGAAUUACUAUAGAGAUGAAGAAAAAGAUCAUUGAUAAGUUUGAAAGUGGAGUGCGUGUCUCCGAGCUGGCCAGGUUGUAUAAUAAACCCCAAUCAACCAUCGCUACUAUUGGUGGUACAGCUGCUGCUGCUGCUGUAGCAUCGUCUGCUGCUGCUGUAGCAUCGUCUGCUGCUGCUGUAGCAUCAUCUGCUGCUGCUGUAGCACUGUCAGCUGCUGCUGCUGCUGCUGCUGUAGCAUCAUCUGCUGCUGCUGUAGCAUCAUCUGCUGCUGCUGUAGCAUCGUCUGCUGCUGCUGCUGUAGCACCGUUGUUGGUGUGGCUUAUUGAGAAUACCAAGAAACAAUUAACCCCAGAGGAUUUGCCACCCAGGAUAACCCAAAAAAGUCAGUGUCAUCGAAGACUGUCUAACUUAUUUCCAUUGGGGUCCUUAAUCUUGUCUCCCAGAAUGCAACCCACACCAGUCGACUAACACCCAGGUGAACAGGGAAAAAUGCCUGGAACUAGUGCUCAUAUUGGUGAAUUUAAAGCCAGCAAAGGUUGGUUUGAGAGAUUUAAGAAUCGUAGUGGC
Messenger RNA from Cherax quadricarinatus, 7054 nucleotides. Its product is annotated as protein eva-1. The record is from RefSeq and is a predicted model, not a curated record. Lineage: Eukaryota; Metazoa; Arthropoda; Malacostraca; Decapoda; Parastacidae. Gene Ontology annotation, molecular function: carbohydrate binding.